Messenger RNA from Acanthochromis polyacanthus (spiny chromis), 4454 nucleotides. Its product is annotated as protein FAM171B-like. The coding region runs from base 154 to 2124 and encodes 656 amino acids. The record is from RefSeq and is a predicted model, not a curated record. The transcript is spliced from 8 exons. NCBI's taxonomy places the organism in Eukaryota, Metazoa, Chordata, Actinopteri, Pomacentridae.
GCGGAGUUUGCUCCGCACUUUGAAGAGUGGCCGACAGAAAAGUAGUUGGCAUGGCGGUGGAGUGGACAUCUCUGUGCAUGGACAAGUUGUAGAUGGAAAGUGGACGUGUGACGAGCAGAACGAGACACCGAUCAACAACUCUCUGUCAAAGUCAUGCUUCUGUUGUGCGUCUGUCUGGUUUGCGCGCUGCUUUUACGCACGAAUGGGAAAACGAUUGGAGAGCUCAGUGGGACAGCGGGACGCCUUCUGCAUGUCGAUGACGGGAACUUUUCAAGGCAGGAUCACAUGAAACAAGAGCCCUUUCACCAGCAACAACAAGUGCUCCAAGCCCUGCCAGGUUCUCCCUUUGACCUGAAGGUCCAGGUGAACGACGUGCUGAGCCGUCAGUACCUGAGUCGGGCUGUAGUCGACGUCUACAUCAACUACACCAGGACCUACAGUGCUCUUACUGGAGAGGACGGCGCUGUCCUGCUUCAUGUACCUUACCACAGUGGGCUGCCGCUCACAGUUGUGGCCAGCAAGGACGGCUACAUUAGUACACUGCUGCCUUGUAAAACCAACCGAACGCCAAUAUUUUCGUCUGUGACUAUGACACUGCAUGGUCGGAAUCAAGGGAACAUCUGGCUCUUUGAAGAUUCGGUCCUGAUUACUGGCAGAACAUCUGAUGCAUCAGCCCAGCCCACUGUCAGGUUUCCUAAGAGUCUGCUGAACCUGACUCACAGCAGCAACAUCACCUCUGUUACAGCCUUCCUCACUGUUCUCAAACUGACAUCAGAGCAGGAUGGCUUCUUAAACACUCUGGGCAUCGUGAGCAGUAAAUCAGGUUAUGUCAGUGUGGAGUUAAGCCCGGUGGCGGCUGUCAGUGUGCAGCUCUUCUCAGGAGACACAGAGUUAAAUGUGAGUGGGCCCAUCCAGCUCAGCCUCGGUAUCGCUGACAGCUGUGGACUGCAGACGUCAAAUGUUGUUCCUGCUUGGUUUUUUAACCGCACCACUGGUGGAUUUAUGAGAAAGGGACUAGGAAAGGUGACGUCAGUGGAUGGAAAACUCACUUGGACAUUCACAGCUCCUCACCUCGGCUACUGGAUUGCUGCACCUUUGUCAUCCACCAGAGGUUUCUUUGGACUGGCUGUUCCCAUUGACUUCAUCUUACACCAUUCGUUUUUCCUGAUGGCUCUUGUAGGAGGAACGCUUGUUAUAGUCAUCUGUCUUCUGCUUGGAUUAAUAUGUUAUUGCAGAAGUGCACCCAGUGAUAAAAACGCAAAGAAGAUCCUCCCAGUGAUGAAAAAAGACCAAACCACCUCCACAUGUGAUGAUGAAGUAUUUGAAGCAUCGUCCAGGAUUGUCUUCCACCCACGGGAUGAACCGGACACCAAUAACAUAAUAACCAACCCCAAUGUGGCCAUUACGCUGGAAUGUAACGAACUGGAGCUUAACACUGACCUCAAUGAUCUGACGGGUUCACACAAGACUUCAGAGCAAAUCAGAGUUGCAGCAUCCCUGACAGACAAUUUGUUUUUCUACAACCAGCCCGUAGCCAUUCUUCACGCUCCAGCAUUCUUCCAUUUGGAGGAACAACCGGAGCAGUGGAGCAAGUCGGCCACUCUUCCCCGCACAGGGGCCUCAAACGGUGCUGCCACUGAGCCGCUGAAUAAGGACAGCUUCACCCAGACGCUGGCAAAAGGUCCCUCUGAGACCCAGAACCCGGCAGCAGAGACUGAGGACCAGCUUGGAGGUUUAAAGGGUUCUCCGGCGGCAGCAUCCGCCACCACAGCCAGAAGUCCCUUCAACCUCCCGGAGUCGAUGUCCGUGCCAGGAACGUUAAAUAAAAUCGGUAACAACAGACACUCUGCGCAUGUCUUGGGAGCAUUGUCUAAAAUCCCAUCGCCUCAGCCUCCUCGGGCCUGGUUUGUCUCACUGGAGGGCAAACCUGCAGCUGAGAUCCAUUACAAUGUGUCAGAGCAGCAGAGGAGGCGGAGGCCGGUUGAGAGUCGGGAAACCAGCCUGGACUCAGGGGUGGACAUGAGCGAACUGAACCAGACAUCUGGUAGGAGGACUGUGACUCUGGAGCGCAAUGCUACCUUUGUCAAAAGCACAUCCCACAGUAAACCUACACCUCCAGAGUAACAACUAAUUGCUUAAAGCCAUCCGAGUUUGUUCAUAAACAGCAUCGAUGAGUGACUUACUUACCUUGUUGAUCGGAUAUUGAAUCCAGGAUGUAUACAUGACCACAUCUCUGCCAUCAUAAUAACCUCAGUCUACAUUGCAGCUACUGUGCAUGUAGAAAAUUUCACAUUUUAAAAAAAGUUCAGAGUUGGUGGUCAUUUCUGUGGUUUUAACAUUACAUUUUAAAAAUGUCUCAUAUACCACCCACUUUUAUUAGUCUUUCUCAUCUCUGAUACAUUCCCUUUUAAUGUUUCACUUCUUGUAAACAGUGUCGAUUUCAUUUGAAUAUUUGUUCUAUUUGUCCGCUUACAGCCUUACUUUUUAAUACUACAGUAGUGAUCAGUCUUCAGCUGUGUGCACUCAAAGACUAAUUUGUAAAGACUGAAUGUUUUUUGUUAAGAAAAUUAAUUUAUUUGUGUAUGUUGUGGUGUAUAUUGUCUCUAAUUUAAACACUGGACAUGGUGAUAUUGACAUUAGACUAUUAUUAUCUUCCAAGUACAAAAAAGGGAGACAGUUUAUGCAAUAAUUUCACAUUGUUAUGCUUCUGUGUUAAUGCAGUAAAACUAUAUUAUCUAAUUAUUUGUAUGAUCAUGUACAUACAGGGGAAAACUGUCCAAUGUUUUUUACAGUGAAAGGAGGUAUUUGCAGUGGUGGGUAGCAAGUGACUUGUGCUCAGAAACUCCUCUAAUGACCACUCAAGACAGAGUGUUUCCUCAACCACAUUUGAGAACACAACUCAGUAUUUGUUUUCUUUUUUUUUUCCUUUUUUUCCUUCUGACUUGUUAACAAACACAUUUUACUAUGAGCUAGACUUUAAGGCUGCAGACUCAAAUGGGAAACAGUUCAAAUCAGAGUUGAUUGUUCAUCUGCAUCACAGAUACAGUAUUGAUAAUUACUGAUAGCAGUGAUAGAUAUUCAUUGUGGUACAGUAGACGUAUGCUUACUGUACAUUUACUGUGCAUCUCUGAGGUACUUGCACUUUACUUGAGUAUUCUCUUUUCAUGCAACUUUGUGUUCCUGCUAGAUGACAUUUCAGAGGAAAAUAUUGCACUAGAUUUUUUGACAGCUGGAGAUGGGUGAUAAAUUAAAAGAGAACAACCAGCACAAAGUAUCUUAGUAAGGUGUUGGGUCACAUGUCACUUGAACAGCUUAAAUGCAACUUAGCAUUGAUUCUUCAAGUCCAGCUCUACUGGACUGAUAGAACACCAUUCUUCUGGUGGUUUUGGUGAUAAUGACGAGGAGCGCUGUUCCACAUAUCAUCUGUCUGUCUCAUGUCAGUCCGAAAUCUUCCCUUUGAGUAGGGGCAUCGUCAUUCACUUCCUUCAGGAUAGAAAUGUUUCAUCUUAGGAUAAAGCUGAUCACUCGGAAUAACAUUGCAUUGAUCUGCAGUGAUUAUUCCCUCUAAAGUCGGGGUCUCAUUUUACUUCAGGGCCCACAUACAGCCCAAUUUGAGCUCAAAUGGGCCGGACUAGUAAAAAUAUACCGUACUAAACUAUCAGUAACGGCAACUCCUAAUUCUUCCCUUUGUUUUAGUGCAAAAAAUAUAUAUUUUAAAAAUGCUCAUAUUUAAGAAGCUGCCAUUUCACAAAACAUUAUGAACAACCUGAAAUUUCCUAAGAAGAGUAAGUUUAGUUUCAUCAAUCUUAUGCCUCCAUUUAUCAUUUGCACCUUUGCAUAACAACUUCCAGGUCACAGUGUGUCUACAAAGGCACAGAACAUUCAGUCAUGGGCAUCUGAACAAUAGAGUAUUUUACUUUCUGAUCAAAACAACUUAAGGUCUACAAAUUAUUUUAAAUUUACGGUUUUACAAAUGUACAAUUUGCAGUUAAUGUCUUCUCUGUCAUUUUUACACCUUGCAAAAACUGGACCCUCUGGUGGGUCGGUUUUGACCGUAUAUUUGACAACCCUGCUCUAAAGGGACAAGUGGAUCCAAACAAAACUAGUUAAAUGCCCUCCACAGAACAACAGAGCCACUGGUUCACUGACUGUGGGGGUCAAUAGUUCCCGUCUUGGUCUCUUUGUGCGUACUCUCUGACUCAACUCUCAAAUGUACAUUCACCUUGGUAAUGAGGGGUUUAUGCACUGAAGUCUUGCUAUGAUGUCUAUCUCUAUGUCAACAGACUGUUCUGUUCAGUCUGAUUAUGUCCUGCACUGACUUUUUUUCGUAGUCUCUUGCGGAAGAUUUGCCCGUAUGUUUUUUCUUUGAAUGAAAGCAUGAGCAUUCAAUGUUUACUGUCAACCACAGUUUCAGAUCCUGUUUAUACUGAAUAUAAAUAUGUUCAUGAACCUGC